CGUGUUGUUAGCUUAGCUGAGCUGUGCUAACUACGUAUGACAAACUUUGUAGCUUUAUUGUAAGUAAUUACCGUCAAAAAUUCUCGAGGUUUGCAGUCUGUGCCACGUUUUUCCUCUCAAAUUGGUCAUUUUGCGAUGGGCUUUUUAACGUUAGCUGUAGGCGAUGAAUGUAUGCUAGCAAUUGAGAGUGGUAUCUCGGCUAAAUAAGGUAAAGUAAAAAGCUGACGACUUCUUUAAGUUAGGCUUUUACAAUUAACUGAAUAAAUACAUGAAAUACGCUGAAAGGAAAAUACGCUCUCGUGUCUUAGCUAACGGAGAAACACGCUCUACGUGCAUUCAAAUAAUUGCAACGGUUGCUGUCUGCAUUCAUGUUGCAUUGAGUUGAAAGGGACCAGGUGUGUUUCUGUCUGUUAAGCAGUUCAGAGUUGUGAGGUUAGUUUCCUAGAUAACUUUGAGACCUUAGCUGGCAUGUAGAGCUGUAGAGCUGCAGACUGGCUGUUUUUUCCUUGGUGUUAACAUUCCUGUCGUCGUUUCAAUGGGGAAAAGAAAAGACAUGAUUCACCCCAGGUUUCUCGGUGAAGGCAGCUCUAGCCUGCACAGCGUUCACAAGCGGAAACACAAAAAACACAAGAAGCACAAGAGGAAGCAUCACAGCUUCACUGAGGCCCCGGAGCCCGAGCCUGUCGUGGUUCCUCGGCCUCCUCCACAGCUCCGACUCAAGAUCAAACUGGGAGGACAGACGCUGGGGACCAAGAGUGUUCCCACCUUCACUGUGCAUCCCGGUGUGGCCCGUCCUCCCUCUCCAUUGAUGAUCAUUGAUAAUGUUGAUGUUGAUGAUGAUGACGAAGACGAUGACGAUGAUGAUGACGACGAUGAGCCUUCUGUGCCUCUGGAGCAAUAUCGGGCUUGGCUGGAUGAAGACAGCAACCUCGCCACAUCCCCUAUGCCAGACAUGGAUUCAGACUCCAUGCUGGGUGGGCCUGUGGACGAGGAGGAGAGGUGGCUGGACGCUCUGGAGAAGGGAGAGCUCGACGACAAUGGAGAGCUGAAGAAAGAGGUCGAUGAGUCUCUGCUCACAGCCAGACAGAAAGCCCUGUUGCACAAGCAGCAGAGCCAGCCUCUCCUGGAGCUCCCCAUGGGCUACAAGGAGAAGGAGAUGACCGCAGAGAUGAUGCAGAAACGGGAGGAACGAGCUCGAAAGAGACGCCUGCAGGCCGCUAAGAAAGCAGAAGAAAAUAAGAACCAGACAAUAGAGAGACUGACAAAAACCAGCAAGGCCAAGAUCAAAAGCAUGAAGGAGAAGAAGUCCAAGCAGAACCAGUGCCCCAUGGUCCGAUAUAGUGACUCUGUCCAGGGCAUGGCCAUCUCCUUUCCCACAGGGGUCCCUGCUCCGGACCCGGCACCUCCCUGUCCUCUGCCUCCGACCCGGGUGAGCUGCGGGGUCAGUGGCUGCGACAACCUGAAGAAAUACUCCUGCUCAAAGACCGGGGUUCCUCUCUGCAGCCUUGAGUGUUACAAGAGGAACCUGCUGCUUGUGCAGAGUGCAGCCUGAACUCAAGAGGGACAGGUAUCGAUUGUAGUUAUGCUCGUCCCACGCUGAGAUACGAUGAGGUGCCCAGAGUCCGCACGGUCGUAAAUUCUUGAUGAAAUUUACGUUACACGGAUACUCUUGACCACACACAUGUGGAAGGUAUAAAUUGAACUUUACACUUCAAGCCUAAAUCUUUUCAAGACUCAGAAUCCAAGUCCAAUGUGGAUUUACUUUUUAUCUAAUUGUUUUGUGGUGUUAUAUUAAUAAUAAUGGCUUUCCCUGCAUUGAUGCUGGUUACACAAUUCAAUUAUGAUAUCAAAAUCUGUGUACAAACAUUCAAUAUUUAUGAUUUCUUGAAGACUACAUAAAACCCAUAUUUUUGUACAAGU
Messenger RNA from Seriola dumerili (greater amberjack), 1920 nucleotides. RefSeq names its product INO80 complex subunit B (gene ino80b). Gene Ontology annotation, biological process: chromatin remodeling. The record is from RefSeq and is a predicted model, not a curated record. Bases 536 to 1552 code for a protein of 338 amino acids. The transcript is spliced from 5 exons. Gene Ontology annotation, cellular component: Ino80 complex. Lineage: Eukaryota; Metazoa; Chordata; Actinopteri; Carangiformes; Carangidae.